UGCACAAACAACAAUAAAGGACACUCCGAGAGGAACGCUUUGUUUCCUCCAGUUGAGGAAGACGCGGGUUGAACGCCGCUGCGCGCGCAGCUCUUUGGUUGCCAGGUUUGGCUCACAGAGGCAGAAGUUUAUAUUUACGUUUUAAAUAAAACCUCGUAAAUUUAAACCUUCUACCUGUGAGGGCUCCCGGCCCGCGGUGUGGAGUACCUGGGGGUCGUUGAACCCGCGGGACCCGGACCCCCUGGAAGGGCUCGAGCUGUAGCAGAAGGCCUCGAAAAAACGUCGCAAAUCAUUGCGCAACAGCGGCGGCCAUGUCUCUGGGCGAGGCGGCGGCCGACUCGGCGCCGCUCUUCUCUGACGACAGCGAGGCGGAGGAGGCGGCAGGCGGCGGCGCGGCAGGCGGCGGCGCGGCGGGCGAGCGGACAGAGGGGGAGGAGCCAGCCAGCGGCGUGUCACGGGCCCGAGCGCUGCUCACCAUGUUCGUGCUUUGCUACAUCAACCUGCUCAACUACAUGGACCGCUUCACCGUGGCAGGCGUUCUCCCCGACAUCGAGCAGUAUUUCGGGAUCAAUGACGAGACGUCCGGUCUGCUUCAAACGGUUUUUAUCUGCAGCUACAUGUUCUUGGCGCCUGUCUUCGGUUACCUUGGCGACCGCUACAACAGGAAGUACAUCAUGAGCGUCGGCAUCACCUUCUGGUCCCUGGUGACGCUGGCGAGCUCCUACACCCCCAAAGAGCACUUCUGGGUGCUGCUGGUUACUCGGGGCCUGGUGGGCGUGGGCGAGGCCAGUUACUCCACCAUCGCUCCGACCAUCAUCGCCGACCUGUACGUGAAAGACCAGCGGACCAACAUGCUCUCCGUCUUCUACUUCGCCAUCCCCGUCGGCAGCGGUCUCGGCUACAUCGUGGGCUCACAAGUCAGCUCUGCAGCUCAGGACUGGCACUGGGCUCUGAGGGUGACCCCGGGUCUGGGCCUGCUGGCCGUGCUGCUGCUGCUCUUCGUGGUCCAGGAGCCCCGGAGGGGCGGCGUGGAGGAGCGGCCGGAGCGCCACGGGCAGCGCACCGGCUGGCUGGCCGACGUGCAGGCGCUCAGCAGGAACUCCAGCUUCGUGCUGUCCACCUUCGGCUUCACGGCCGUGGCCUUCGUCACCGGCUCUCUGGCCCUGUGGGCGCCCACCUUCCUGUUCCGGGCCGCCGUGUUCACCGGGGAGCGGCCGCCCUGCCUCCAGGGGAACUGCGCCUCCUCGGACAGUCUGAUCUUCGGCGUGAUCACCUGCGUGACGGGCGUGCUGGGCGUGGCCAGCGGCGUGCAGCUGAGCCGGCAGCUGAAGACGAGGACGGCCAGAGCCGACCCGCUGGUCUGCGCCGCCGGGCUGCUGCUGUCGGCGCCCUUCCUCUACCUCGCCAUCGUCUUCGCUCAGGCCAGCACCAUCGCUACCUACGUCUUCAUCUUCCUCGGGGAGACCUUCCUGUCCAUGAACUGGGCCAUCGUGGCCGACAUCCUGCUGUACGUUGUGGUUCCGACUCGUCGCGCCACAGCCGAAGCGUUUCAGAUCGUCAUCUCACAUCUACUGGGAGACGCUGGGAGCCCCUACCUCAUCGGAGUGGUGUCGGACUCCCUGAAGCGGACAGACUCGACUGGCUUGCAGUGUGGCCGCUGCAGAUCUCCCUGCUGCUCCUUGGGCCGCUAUCGGGGAGGCUUCUCACACCACGCCUCAUCGAAAGCAGGACCGACCACUGCUGAGAACCACGUGGCCUCAGACGACGAGCCCAUCGUGGUCCCAAAGAGCGGCCGGUCCACCCGGGUCCCGAUCUCCAGCGUUCUGAUCUGAUCCGGUUCUCCGGACCUCGCCGAACUCUUUCAGGACUUGUUGGGUUUCACGUUCUUGAGACUUUUUUAUGAUCCAACUUUACGGCGACUUGAGGGACGUUUUUAUUUGGUUUUGUUGUAAAUGUUCCGGAGAGACCCGACCGCCUCUGAUCAAUAAGUCGUCUCCGCCCGGCGGGUCCGGGUCAGCCGGAGGAACCGCUUCAUGUUCUGAUCACUAAUAAUUUCACCGGUCGUCCAGCUCACGAUGAAGAGCAGAGACUCCUCGUCAUCCUCAUCUUUAACAAACAUCUGUUUUUGAUCUGCUUCACCGAGCGGAGCCUGAACGCAUCUUUAGGGAAAACUCUGAAUGUUGAUAUUACGUUUGUUAAGCUAAAAUUAUUUGAACAACAUUUUUUCUUUUGUGAAAUAUUAAAGGGGAAUUAACUUGU
Molecule: messenger RNA, 2259 nt
Organism: Pseudoliparis swirei
Lineage: Eukaryota; Metazoa; Chordata; Actinopteri; Perciformes; Liparidae
Gene: spns1
Product: SPNS lysolipid transporter 1, lysophospholipid
Exons: 13
Coding region: 312-1832 (506 amino acids)
Biological process (GO): transmembrane transport
Cellular component (GO): membrane
Molecular function (GO): transmembrane transporter activity
Source: RefSeq, a predicted model, not a curated record